AUGCGGCGCCAGUCGGCUGGGCAGCGCUCCGCCGCUGGUCACAUCUGGGACUCAAUUGUCGCGCUUGGGCCAGAGCCUGAUGAGCAUCGCUACGACAUCUCAGACCCCAACGGGGCCCUUCGGGAGCUCCUUGCCGGGUCCACGUUGCGCCCUGACAACAGCGGGCCCACCACUCCCUACGUGCCAGACCUCGUCUCCUGGCCUGAUGUCUCGCAGCCGCCGGCGCCGCUCCUUGGGCUGCUGGGCGAGCGGGGCCCCGCCGCGCUGCGGAAGUGGAGGCGCCAUGUGCUUCGAGAUUCUGACGAGGCGCGUCAGCUACGCGGGGGGGCCUGUCCGCAGGGCCCGUGCACGGACCUCGCGCUGCUCCGCUCGCCAGUUGACUGCGCCUCAUUCCGCGGCGCGAUGGUUGAGCGCCGCAUGCUGGUUUUCUCUCCCGCGCAUGGGCGCCGGGGCAACAUGGGAAUUUUCUCUGUACCAAAGAAGAGCGGGCGCCUGCGUGUGAUCUUCGAUGCCCGCCUGGCCAACUGCGCCUUCGCCGACGCCCCGAGGGCCCGGCUGCCUUCAGCAUCAGCCUGGGGACGCCUCGAGACGGGUGGCGCGCGCAUCUCCGCCACCUCGGCCGACCUUGACGCGGCGUUCUACCACGUGCAGGUGCCGGAGGGGAUGGGGGAGUACUUCGCGCUUCCGUCCAUCGCUGCAAAGUACCUGGCGCCCCUGGGCAUCACGGUCGCAGGCAUGACUGGCGAGGACCUCGUGCUACCCCAGGUGGUGGUGCUCCCCAUGGGCUUCAGCUGGGUCUUGCACCUGUGCCAGACGGUGCCCCAGACGUCGCUGUGCCGCGCUGGCUUCUCGCCGGAAGCCCUGGCCCUGGACGGCCACUGCGGCCGUCAGUUUUCUGAUGAUCCAGCUUCGGUCGUGGGGGCCGGCUACGUGGACAACUACUUCGUCCUCGGCGGCUCCGCGAAGCAGGUGGGCCAGCGGCUGCAGGCGGUGACUGACGACCUGGUCCGGCACGGGCACGCGGUGCACGAGCUUCAGGCGCACUCCCAGGACCGCGACUUCCUGGGGCUGUCGCUGCGCGAGGGGCGCUGGCUCAGCCCGCGGACUCGCAACAUCUGGAGGCUCCGCGCGGCGAUCCGCGCCGCCACCCGGAGGCAGGCCAUCAGCGGUUUCCUCCUGCGGGUGCUCGCGGGGCACAUCACCUGGGCGCUGCUGCUGCGACGUGAGCUGCUGUGCAUCCUCAACGCUACCUAUGCGUAA
Messenger RNA from Prorocentrum cordatum, 1260 nucleotides. Lineage: Eukaryota; Dinophyceae; Prorocentrales; Prorocentraceae. The record is from the annotation of a GenBank genome assembly.